AUGUACAGGCUACAGCAGGCUCGGCCAACCUCAGGGUGUCGGACGGGAACUUCACCACGUCAGGUAGGAACUUGGGGUUGUAUAUCCAGAACCGUGUGUUAUCCAGAACCGUGCUAUAUCCAUAACCGUGUGUUCGCCGCAGCUACAGCCGGCUCGGCCAACCUCAGGGUGUCGGACGGGAACUUCACGUCAGGUUACGGCAGUUGCAUCACGUCGUCUCCAGAUCUGAAGCAACAGAGGAAGAACAAAGAGGAGAUCAUCAGCACGGCCGCCACUGCGCGUGUGCUGAACGUUUUGCGGCACUGGACAACAAAGCACAAGCAGGACUUUGAGAUGGACAGCGUGCUGAAGGCGAAGGUUGUGGAGCUGCUGGAGGAGAUGAUGGGGGAUGUGGGGCUACUGGCGAGCGAACACAAAGCAGCCUCCAACAUUCUGAGAACGCUGGCCUAUGAGGACGGUGACAAAAACAAGGCGCGACUGCAGGAGAUUCUGAAUCCAGGAAAAAGAGCGGACAGCGCGACGUUUGAGACGCUGUCGGCGUUACAGCUGGCGGAACAGCUGACCCUGACGGACCACACCAUCUUCUGCAGCAUUCCGUACGAGGAGUUCCUGAACAAGGCGUGGAUGAAGCCAGACAAGGCGACCCGGGCGCCGCACAUCAUGCUCACCAGCAAGAGAUUCAAUGAGGUGAGUAAACUGGUGGCGUCAGAAGUUGUCAGCCAGCCGACUAUCCCCGGCCGAGCGAGCGCCAUCGAGAAGUGGACUGCAGUGGCCGACAUCUGCAGGUGUAUGCAUAACUACAACUCUGUUCUGGAGAUCACGUCAGCCUUCCAGAACAGCGCCAUCUACAGACUCAAGAAGACGUGGGAAAAGGUCUCAAAACAGACCAAGCAGCUUGUGGAGAAACUCAAGAAUCUGGUGUCGUCUGAUGGUAGAUUCAAAAAUAUGAGGAAUGAACUACACAGAUGUGACCCUCCAUGCGUGCCAUACUUAGGAGUGUACCUGACGGACUUGGCUUUCAUAGAGGACGGAGCACCAAACUUUACAGAAGACGGUCUUGUCAAUUUUUCCAAGAUGAGGAUGAUCGCACAUGUAAUCCGGGAACUGCGGCAGUACCAGCAGACUCCAUACAAAAUAGAAUAUGAUCCUAAGGUGACGAGUUACCUGUUGGACCAGGCGCUGAUACUUGACGACGACGCUCUUUACGCCACCUCGCUGCAGAUCGAGCCGAGGAUGAGUCCCAGCGCCUCCGCCAGCAGCGGCUCCUGAUCCCCCCAUGCACACCCUCACACCGAGGAGAAAACCCCAUACACAUCCUCACCGCGAGGUACAAAACAUCCAGUCAUCACUGAUAAAAAAAACUUCCACGAUGCACAUUUUUACCUGGCUCAUAUUGGAUACUAACUAUCUAUGACACUGUCUGAAAAGAUCUGUAGGCGGAUUUCACACCACAGCAGUAGAUAUAAGAGAAAAUACGUAGCAGAGAUCAGAUGAUGACAUACCGCGCAGCCUUCGUACAAAAUGUGACAGGAAGAAGAAGAAGUAUUAUAAAACCUGCUGGAAGGAGUAACCAGUCUGGAAGUACACCGUUACCGGUAAUAACUGUACCGGGAGGACUCACUUCAGACCACCACGGGUGCCUAAAGUCGCGGAAAGUACGUAGCGUGUGGGACAGAAGCGAAUGUUUCACCGUUUUAUCCACGAAAUAUCAACCUGUUUACGGACCAAAUGAUCAGAACUGUUGCAACAGCUGCAACAAGUCGACCAAUAUUAGCGCCACCCACACGGACUGUGAGUUGGUUUCGCCCGUUGACCUCGUGACGUCAGAGGUCACCGUCACGGGGCUCUGUCCGCCAUCUUUGUUUUUCUGCCACCUGUUUCUUGGUGAUCUAACCCUGUGCACGGUUUCACAUCAAAAUGCCGUCUGCGAGUUGUCUCCUGCGUUCCGAUUGGCGUAGGCGGUAUCUCCACCUUUAUAAACCAUGCAUGCGGGUGUUUCAGAAAGAAGUAUAAUGCAUAUCUUCAACCAAGUUGCCACCAACAACUUAGUAUAUAGAGCAAUUUUCAACUAACAGGAGGAGGAUUUUGUUCUAGUUCCUUGCGGACGAAAUUCAGCACUGAUGCCAUCAACAACUUAGACCAAUUUGCAAAGAACAGGAGGAGAAGUUUAUUCUAGUUCCAGGAGACGAAAUUCAUCACUGACGGGCCACUGCAACCACACAAGUGCGAAUCAGGCGGAUGUAAGGUGCCACCUGCAAGAUUGUUGCAUGUCGCGCGGUUCCAGUUAAGGUUCCAGUUGUUGUUAAAGAAAGUGCAUCGAUGCCAAAUCACACUGCCGCCCAACGGAACUUACUACAGGAGACAGGCACACAGGAUCAAACCGACCUGCUGUACCGGACUAGAGGAGGUAACAUACAUGUAUGCAGAGGUAUUCAGAACAAUCUUCCAUCCAGCGAUGUGUGUAGGUAUACAUUUAUGUUACAUACCAGUCAUUUUAAUAGGUAUUUGGAAAAAAAAAUGAGGUGAAAUAUGUUACCCGUUUGAAACGAUCAAAAUGCUGACAAAGUUUGUGAAGUAAGUCGUAUUCAAACUUUUCAUGUUUCUCUUGACCACAACUGUGACGAUUUUCUACAAGAUAUCAUGCACGUACAGGUAUGUCAUCGUGCAUUUUGUAAUGGCACUGGACUUCUUCUUUAACACACAGUGCAAAUUAGUUAUACGUUUGUUAAGAAACAACUACAUCACAGCAUACAACAAGCACACAAUUUUCUGACACCUCCUUGUGAUGCGGAACAGAAACAUCCAGACCACAAAUUAUUAAAGCAGAAGCGUUGUAACCUUCUGUGAAUACCUGCCAUGAAACUAAAUAUCGCAAUAACAGAGUUUGAAAGCUGGAACACAGGUACGAAGCAGCACUGGGGAUUCAAGAACUGGGAAUCUGCAUUGAAGAAAAGUAAUGUAAAGACCAAAACUAUUUUCGUUCAUGUAAACAGUUCUGAGCCAAUUGUACAUAUGAUCAGUUUUUUCCACCUCUACGUAAGGUUGUCAUAAUUACUGGCAUCCGUGUGAGGAAUAGUGAAGCUAACUGGAAUAGAGGGACGGAGCGUGUAAAAGUAGGAUAGGGUUUAGUUGGACUUUAUUUUAGCUUGUUUAUUAUUACGGUUGUGCCAGCUCGGGACCAAGCAACGCUAAGUGACUGUUUAGAACGUUCUGUACUGUUUGUUUGUUUGUUUGUUGUGCUUACGCUGUGAGGAGUCUCCAUACAACGUCAGCCAAAACUUUCUGAAUUGCUGAAAGAAGACAGUUUGUUGUAGAAUACAGAGAAUAUAACAAGACGAUGUCAUAUCUUGAAAGUUCAUCUGUGUUGGUAGAAGUCAUUAUGACUUACCAAAUUCAAGAAUCGUCAUCAAAGACUGGGGUUGUACAGUCAAUGAAUGCCUUGAAAAAGACUGGAAUUGUACAGUUUCUUUCAAUAUCUUGUGUUGGAAAUGACAAAUUUCAACGUGCGUCACAAAACGAUACAUUUUAUGAAUCCUAUGAAUCAUAUGAAUCCUGUCUUUUAUCGCAGAAUAUGACACUACUAUGAGUUUUUAACACCUUUGUAGUUGGCAAUUUGUGUCCUUUAUAUGAUGCUAUGUUUUGGAAAUAACUGUGUACACCUUAGUUUCUUAUACAUGCAGUGGCUGCUUUCAUGUAACAGUAGUUUUAUAGAAGUAAUUAGUCGUGCUCUGCUUAAAAAAAUGUGUCACAGAAACUUGAUUAGAACGUUAGUAGGACGAACUGCGCCUGCACGAAACCCGUUAUGUAUUUUUCACAGCCGUUUUUAAUGGAAUUGC
Branchiostoma belcheri (Belcher's lancelet) is the source of this 3836-nucleotide messenger RNA. Its product is annotated as ras-specific guanine nucleotide-releasing factor 1-like. Gene Ontology annotation, molecular function: guanyl-nucleotide exchange factor activity. The record is from RefSeq and is a predicted model, not a curated record. Gene Ontology annotation, biological process: positive regulation of GTPase activity; Ras protein signal transduction. Gene Ontology annotation, cellular component: plasma membrane. Lineage: Eukaryota; Metazoa; Chordata; Leptocardii; Amphioxiformes; Branchiostomatidae. The coding region runs from base 1 to 1269 and encodes 422 amino acids. The transcript has 13 exons.